UACCCUUCGAAAGUGUAAAAGUUUCCUUGCCAUUAUACAGUUUAUGUUAUAAUCAGGAUAAAAUUGAAGGCCAUUUCUGUCAUUUUAUUGGUAUUUCACUUUUCGAGUUUAGCUUCUUCAGGUUCUUACAAGCUGAAGCUUAGCUUAUUGUCAGAGCCUCCAAAACCUAAUGGAGAGAUUCACAAAUGCCUUUUUCGCUUCAAAUUGCUGGACAAUCUACGGUUAGAGUUCGAACCCAUUACUGGGGUUGAUUCAAUUUGGGUUUUUUAUUCUAAAGCAAACUUUUUUCUGGCAUGAACUUUGUUGUGAUGCCUCUUGCACAUGGACAAAGCCACAAUAACCAAGCCUUGCCGUCUUGGUAACCAGAACAAGAAGGAUGUUAUUAUAUGCUUGAAAAACGGAGAAGGAAGACCUGAAUGGUUCUGCUCCAACUCUUCAAUUCUCACAGUUAAGAGUAAGUACUUUGCUCAGAGGCUCUCUGAUCAAGACAUUAGUAAUCUCAUCGAGAUUCAGUGCUCAGAGUUCAAUUAUGAUCAUCAUGUCGACCUUUUGAAGCUGCUGUAUCUCCCUGCAGACUUGAUUUUGGAAUCCUUUAACUCUGUUAAAUCUGCUCUGGGUAUUCUUGAGGUUGCAGUUGCCUUCCAAUGUGAAGAGAUCAUACAGUGCUGUAUCCAGUUCCUGGAGGCCAUUCCUUGGGAGGAGAAGGAGGAGGAACAAAUUUUAAAAGCUGUCUCAAAACUGGGUUCAAUAGCCAUGCCCAUAUUAGCUAGGAUUCAACCAGUGGAUUUAACUGCCACGAAGAAUGUUUUUGUCUCGGCAGUUAGAGUUGCCACAUCCAUUGGUGAACCUUGCCCUCCAUUUGGCGAUGAGCUGAAAAGUUCUGCUCAAGAGCAAGUUGAAUACAUGCUUGGGGAAGAUGAGGACACACCAUUAAUCACAGUGGAUGAUGAAGUAAGAUCGGUAGUAAGAAUGGGUCUUUCGAAGAUCUGUUCAUCAUUUGAAAAGGAACUGUCUUCCCUUACAGAGCCUAACUUUGCAUCAGAGACUGCAGAGUCUCAAUUGUUGCGUAGUUUGUCUGAUCUGGAAUGGAUGUGUAACAUACUUCCUAAGAUGGACUUGAUGAAAGAUUUUGUUUCUAACUGGCUGGACAUGUCCAAUAAAGUUUUAGGAGUCAUCGAGGAUCAAAAACUCGAUUCUCAUGUGUGGGGCUUGAAAAUUAAGCUCAUAGAAGUGACUAGUAAGGUCUUGGAUGCAGUAGGCUAUGGUAGUGUGAUUCUUCCUGCACCAGGCCGUGUAACAUUACUAAAGACAUGGCUCCCUUACAUUAGGAAAAUGAAACCCCUUUUAGAUUCGAAGGGCAGUGAGGAGACCGGUUUUCCUUACAAGAUGGAUGAAGAGCUGUGCCAGAGCAUAGAAGGAGCAAUCGUUUCGUUGGUAUUGGCAUUGCCAUCCAAUGAUCAAGCAGACAUUCUUGCAGACUGGAUGAAAGCACAGCAGGUUCGAUAUCCGGACUUGAGUGAAGCUUUCGAAAUCUGGUGUUACAGAACAAAGUCUGCAAAGAGGAGAUUAAUGGAGAGCUUGAGCAGCAAAGUUGAAGAAAGCUCUAUUAGCCUUCAAAAUUUAGCUCCUUGAUGCUUUUGUUGUAAAAUCAAUUUUACCAAACAAUGAUGAACUAUUAUUUUAUCCAUUAAUAUUCUGAUAUAAUCCAAGCUCUAUUUGAUUCUCUUA
Molecule: messenger RNA, 1728 nt
Organism: Ziziphus jujuba (common jujube)
Lineage: Eukaryota; Viridiplantae; Streptophyta; Magnoliopsida; Rosales; Rhamnaceae
Product: BTB/POZ domain-containing protein At3g05675
Exons: 2
Coding region: 322-1632 (436 amino acids)
Molecular function (GO): protein binding
Source: RefSeq, a predicted model, not a curated record